This is a messenger RNA of Nematostella vectensis (starlet sea anemone), 1840 nucleotides long. RefSeq names its product E3 ubiquitin-protein ligase PDZRN3-B. Gene Ontology annotation, molecular function: zinc ion binding. The record is from RefSeq and is a predicted model, not a curated record. The transcript is spliced from 2 exons. Lineage: Eukaryota; Metazoa; Cnidaria; Anthozoa; Actiniaria; Edwardsiidae. Bases 67 to 987 code for a protein of 306 amino acids. Gene Ontology annotation, cellular component: plasma membrane signaling receptor complex. Gene Ontology annotation, biological process: tumor necrosis factor-mediated signaling pathway; protein K63-linked ubiquitination; regulation of canonical NF-kappaB signal transduction.
UGCAGUCUCGUAUAUCAUUUUCACUUUCAGUUUCGGACAGAUAGAACCUGAUAGAACAUUUGCUAAAUGGGGAUCGAUAUAGACAGAUUCGUGGACGUCAGUCCUGAACUAGUGUGUUGUAUUUGCACUGGUGUGCUAGAAGAUCCAGUAGAGUCGCCCUGUAGACACGUUUUCUGCUCCGAAUGCAUCUCAAAAUGGCUACAAAAUAAUUCAAACUGUCCGACCUGUCGAAGCCAAGUGCGUGCAAAAAAUCUGAAACCAGUUCUUCCACUUGUCAGAAAUAUCAUUUCUAAACUAAAGAUUCACUGUGACUUUAAAACCCAAGGCUGUAAGGCUAUUGUGUCCCUCGAAUCGCUGAAGAGACAUGCUACUAUCUGUGUGAUGGCACCCGUGACUUGCACCUAUGCUAACUGCGGGAAAGUUGUACCUAAAAAGGACUUGGACAAACACAGAAGAAUCUGCCCUUUGAGGACAACUGUCUGCAUUAAAGGAUGCGGACUUGAAAUGUUGGCCUCCAAGUUACACACGCACAAUUGUAUCAAGGAAUUGAAAAAGAAAAUGGAUGAUCAAGGAGAGAGAAUUGGAAAGCUGGAAGAUCAAGUCAAAUACCUGCAGUCGGCUCUGAGGAGGUUAGAAGAGGUUGCCCAAGUAUCUUCACCAAGGUACAGUCCUGAGAGAAGCAGACGGCAGAGUUCCAGUCCUGAGAGAAGCAGAGGUAGACGGCAAAGUUCCAGUCCUGAGAUAAGCAGAGGCAGAUGGCAGAGUUCCAGUCCUGAGAUAAGCAGAGGCAGACGGCAGAGCUCCAGUCCUGAGAUAAGGAGAUUAGGCACCAGACGGCAUAGAUCGCGUACAUCCAGUCCUCCAGAUUGGAAUCAUAGUAACAGUCCUCCAAGGAGGAGGAGGAGGAGGGAUUUUUCUAUGACACCAGAGUACCUAACUAGUACAAGCUUUGAUUCAUCGCUAUCAAGUGAUAGUGAUAGUGAUUGAGAGUCUAAUAAAUGAUCAAGAGAAAAAAGACUGGUUUGGAAUAUGGCUAAAUAUAAGAGCAGGGAUUUAUAUUUGUUUAACUGUCUGCAUGGAGUGUGAUAAAUGUGUCUCUUUGAAUGAAAUUUAUUCAGUAGUAUUAAAUCAGAACAUAACACAAAUUUAAAGAUUCACAAAGAUAGGUGAAUCAGUCAUUGAAGUGCAUCACCAGAUUAAAAAAAGCUGUUGUUUAUGGGUAACAAUUAAUCAAAAAAAUUGCAUUUUCGAAUGUAUAUUUUUUUACAAUAAUCUCUGAUGACAGUCUUUAUAAACGUAUGACCAAGAUGACCAUGCUAAUUUAUGGAUGGCAAAUAUAACACUAGACUCGGUUUUCAGUGGUUAAGUCAUGCGCUUCUCCUCCAACAGACAGCUGGUUAAGGUACCAUGUCUAAGACGUCACAUUGUAAUUUAGGCCACACGCAUCCAGAGGUUUUUAAAACAAGUUUUUUUCCAUAUUCAAGCAAAAAGCAUCCACACAAAAGCAUACAAUACGCAUCCACACAAAAGCAUACAAUACGUAUUUGCCAUCCACACGAAAAUGCUGGGUAUAAAGAAAUACCAUAGGAUAGACUACUAUGCAUGUGCUGUAGGACAAGGAGUAAGCAACCUGAUUCUAUUACGUCAUCGUAUUAAAAAAAAAGACCUCUGUUUUCAGUGUCCACAAGUGUACAGAGAACCUCUGUUUUCAAGAACCUCCGCUCUGGAGACCAUAUUCAAAAACCUCUGUUUUCGGUGCCCGAAUAAGCCAAAUUAAAUGUAUUUGCACAUUUGAAAAUCGCUUCAAACUCUUUCUGACCUAAUAAAUGGCUUAAAACUU